Moneuplotes crassus is the source of this 1463-nucleotide messenger RNA. The record is from the annotation of a GenBank genome assembly. Lineage: Eukaryota; Ciliophora; Spirotrichea; Euplotida; Euplotidae.
GAUUUGGUCAGAAAUGCACUCAAGAGUCAUUACUUGAACAUUAUGAAGAGUGGAGAAAUGACUAAGAAUAACGGAAUCGUAUGGAUCAUUCAUAAUUUAUGGCAGAUCAAGGUCGCAAUCUUCCCAUCCAUGCUUCCUAAUUUCGUUGAUAAAGAAGCAAAAAGGUACAUUUUUAGGUACGCGAACCUUGAUUUUCAGAAUAUGCAGUUAAAGGCGAGAAUCUUUGUGAUGAAAAGUUGGAUCAAAGACCAACUCAUUAUGAAAAAUGGCUCUAAAAUUCAGUCCUUGCUUAGGAAUUAUAGUCAGCCAAAUUUGGUUGAUAAAUAGCGAGCUUAUGAAAUUUAACACAGAUAUUGGAGGAGGGAGAGUCCCUUUUGGUAUGAAUCUAUCAUUGCCAAAGAACCUCAAAUCACUCAAGCGAUCACAAGUGAGAAGAAUAUCAAUGUUUUCAACUACAAAUCUUUUACAGGCGUCUGUGCCAACGAAUUUCUUCGACAGUGUGAAAGGGCCUAAACUAGUAGAAGAACCUGAAAAAGAGGAGUAUAAGUACCCAAACGAGAGCUUAAUAAAGAAAUCUAGGCCUACCUCAGUGGCUGGAAUUCUGUACCAGAGCAUCCUGAAGGACAAGAACAGGAAGAUCGGUGAGAUAAAUAAGGGUCAGAGCUAUGGAUUCAUCAGAGAUCUUAGUGAGAAUAAUAAUAAAGGAUUUCUUGGAUUCAUUAAUGACUCAAAGAAGGCAAGAUAUACAACAAUUCAGUGUAUGAGAUACAUCUAUAACUCGUAUAGCAAACAAAGCUGCUUUUAUGAGCAGAAACAAAGGAAAUAACCCUUUUAAGAGGCUACCUGUCUCUAAAACUGAGAUUGGAAGGAAAAGACCACUACUUUUCAAUCAAAAUGAAGACAAAACAAGUAUGAAUAAUUACAAAAUGGCCAAAACAUUUGCUGGCAAUAAAGAGAGGGAUAACUCAGGGUCAGAGUCUAGCCUGAUCUCUCAUGAGACUUCAUUUGGAGAAGACCCAUAUUUAGGAUAUAUACCCGAUCCUACUAAAUUUUGUUAUCCUGACCGGAUAGUGCAAAAUAAUGAAAUCACUGAGAGUGAAGUUAUCACUAUCAUCAAAGGAGACAAGGAUAUCAAGAAGCUUCAAGCUGAUCAAGAUAGUGGAGUCUGUCCUCCUACUUAUUGCAAAGAUGAAGAUUCUUUUCUUAAUUCUAAACAUCCAAACAUUAAUGAAGCACAAGAGAAGCUUAAAGAGUUAUUAAAGAGUCAAACAAGUCUUGAGAAGAAAAUUUGAACACUCAAGAGCACAGAACUUAAAAGAGUGGCCAAGGAAUACUGAUGCAAUUAUAUUUUCCAGAGCCGGUAUGGAGCCAGAAUCAAAGACAUCAUCAAGGUGCUUUUUGGGGAGGAGAAAUACGAAGUUGAGUUUAACAAAUAUCUAAAAUCUUCUCAUAAUCUUACCUAA